Messenger RNA from Bombus terrestris (buff-tailed bumblebee), 4148 nucleotides. It is a transcript of the gene THADA, whose product is annotated as thyroid adenoma-associated protein. Gene Ontology annotation, biological process: tRNA methylation. The transcript has 13 exons. The record is from RefSeq and is a predicted model, not a curated record. Gene Ontology annotation, cellular component: cytosol. The coding region runs from base 235 to 4143 and encodes 1302 amino acids. NCBI's taxonomy places the organism in Eukaryota, Metazoa, Arthropoda, Insecta, Hymenoptera, Apidae.
UAGAUAACGACGAGCAUGCGCACUAAAGUAACUUUGUGAUAAUGCCAUGCGGCUAAUAAAGGAACUAAAAUGCAUCAUAACAGAUCGGAAUAAUAACAUUCCGCAUAAAAAAUUGGACAAGUACUGGACUUCUGUAUAUGUACGAUCGUGCGAGGAAGUUUAUCAUCCACAACCUCAACUGUGAUAUAGUACAUGUGUUUUUCUGGGAUCUAAUACGAAAGAGAGGGAAACAAUAUGUUUACAUCAGAAGAAAUAAAGAGGCAAUUAAAAGAUUUGUUAAUAUUGAAACGUAAUGGUGAAUUAGACACUGAGGAGAAGCUUCUUAACUCGAAUAAUAAAUAUUGGAGAAAUUGUAUCAUGUAUGAUAGUUUGGAACAUUAUGUUUAUCAUUAUGAUGAAGAGAUAAAAUUAAAUACACUAGCCCUUAUAGUAGAAUCAAAGAAGAGCACUUUAAAAUUUACAUCUCAAGAACUUGAUAUAAUCAUCCUGUUUCUACAAGUCAAUUUUAAAGAAAAUAUAGAAUUUGUUCCUCUAAUAAAAAAGACUUUAAAGCGAAUGAAGGACAGCUUAGCUGUCAUGAGGCGGCAAUAUGCACAAGAAGAAAAAAUGAGAAACCAUUAUAAAAAAAACUGUAGUUCAUCAGAGAUAAAACAAGAAGUGAUGGAUGAAUCAUAUAAAAUAUCUUGCAAUUUAGAAAGUGAUAUAAACAUGUAUAGUUGUAAAUUUGAAUCUCUACGUCAGAUGUGCAUAUGUAGCCCUGAUGCAACAUAUAAUAGGAGGCAGUAUUCUCUACAGAUAUUGCUCUUAAUGAGAGAUUUAUUAGAUAAUGAAUUUAAACAAGUUAUUUGGAAGGCUGAGCAAGUGGAAGCAAUAUUUAACUUAAUGUUAUUAGAUACAUAUGAAACAAAUAAAGUAAUGGCUUUCAAUCUAAUAAAAUCAAUAGAUCCAAAUUUAUUGCAAUUAAAUAAUGAAGGUCGUGUUCGUGAUAUUAUCAUGGUUGCUAUUGAAUUAGGCAAUAGUGUAAGACCUAUUGAUACUAUUACAGCUGUAUAUAUGCUGAAAGUUAGUAUACUGUCACCUAUUGUGCAAAAAGUACUUGCAAACUAUUUAGAUCUAAUAAUACAGUUUGAAGAUAUAAAAGAAGCAACAAUACUACAACUGAUACUAAUUUUGUUGAAAAAGUUGAAGGAUUCCUUGACUCUAGCAAAAAAGAAUAUAGUGAAAACUGUUAUUAAACAUUCUUUGUAUGGCUAUCUUUUCUGUAUAAGAAAUUUGUUAUAUGAAUGCAAUUUGGAGAAUGCUGGGAAAGAAUGUUUAUGGCAGAGCACUGUAACAGAAUUAAUAUCCAUAUCUUUCGAAUGCAGUCAUGCAGUUUCUUUAAUAGUAAAUAAUUCUUCACCAGAGGGACAUUUACCAAUGGAGUUGAAUUCACAAGCUAUUAAUGAAAUAUGUAAUUCUGUGCCUGAUAAACAAAUAGUAACACCACAAAUGGUAUUGCUUUGUUCUUGGCGUACUGUAAAGGAAGUUAGCUUAUUGUUUGGUUUGCUUUCCACUAAGGCACCUAUAUGUGAAGACAAUCCUUCCACAAAAUUGUUAAAUGAAGAGCAAAUUAUCAAAAUAGGAGAACAUUUUGUUUCCUUGCUUACUGAAACAAAGCAUAGAGGAGCAUUUGAACAGGCUCAUGUAGGAUUCAGCCAAUUGUGUUCUCGACUAUGGCGUUUAAGUAAAACAAAUCUAAAUGAAUUACCUAAAUUGUGGUUGCAUCAAAUUUUAAUUUCCAUCACGGGAAUUAAAGAGAACUCAAAAUUGUGUGCAACCAGAAGAAGUAUAGGAGUACCAUUCAUGAUACAGGCUUUACUAUCUACAGAACCUCGUCAAUACAAAGAUACAAAAACUACAACCUUUGAUUCAGUGAUAAAAAUUCUGUUAGGACUUACACAAUUGAAAAGUGGAAAUCUACGGGGAAAAGUGCAACAUCUGAUAUACUCAAACUCUGUUUUUGCACAUUAUGAGAACUCACUUGUUACAUUGAAGUACAACGAUGAUUGUCCUGUAAACGAAAAUAUCAUUCAAGUCACGGAAAUCAAAACACAUGCUCUAAAUAUCUUAAGAGCAAUUUUUCGACAUUCUCAUCUUGCAGAAGUAGUAAAUAAUUAUGUUGAAGAUGGUUUAAUAGCGGCAUUUAAAAGUUACGAUGCUGCAACAUGGGCGGAAAGAAACGCAGCAACAUUACUUUUUAGUGCACUUAUUACUAGAAUCUUUGGCGUUCAAAGAACGAAAGACCAUAUCAAUCUUACCACAGAUAAUAAAAUGAAUUAUAGAGUAUUUUCUGAAAAAUAUUCUAAUCUAUUAUCCUUCAUUUUGGAUCAAUUGCAAACAUUUGUGGCAAUGGAUGAUACUCUUAUAAAAGCCGAUAUACAAUCGAUAUUACUUUUACUAUCACGGUUAUACUGUAGUAAUAAUACGGAACCUAGUGAUAUUCAACGGAAGGUCAAUGAUCUUAUAGAUUUAAUUAUACAAUGCGCAAAAAGUGCGAUAUUCGAAACACGGAAAUUAGCAGCCAGAGCACUUGUACCUUUAUUAACAACACAAUCUGUUCAAUAUGUUUUAACAAAAAUAAUUGAGAAUAUAAUAUCUGCAGGGACCAACUAUUCAUCCUUAAAUUUAAUACAUGGUUAUAUGUUGCAAAUAUAUGAAAUACUAAUAUAUUUCAAUUUUAAAUCGUUUGAAUUGGUUGAUGUAAAUUGGGAUGAAUUUUUAAAACGCACAAUUUGGAUCAUAGAAAAUCUGGAGCGAAAAAAUUCAAAACCGCCAAGUUUUUUAUUGGCUGCACAUUAUGUAAAUGUUUGCAAUAAAAUAUGUGAAGUAGAUAGAACGUAUGUGAUACGAAUGUCCCCGAUGCUAUAUACCGUAAUUUCACAUUUAUUAGGUGAAAAAUUAAAACAAGGACCUGCGCGAGAACUGUAUAAAUUAUCAGUAAUUAGAUUCAUUCGAUCAAUAUCGAGAGAAACUUCGCUAAUUCAACAGUCCAUAGUAAUCAAAAUAUGCUUGCAUAAUUUAAAAGUUCCUGAAAUGCAAAUUGCUGCAUGGUCAAUUGUUUCAGAAAUCAUUAAUGAAGUGAAAUAUAGUGAUGUACUACAGACAUUAUUAAAUUAUGGUUUCUAUGAAAUUCGCAACUCUAUAGAAUGUUUUCAUAAGUAUAGUCCAGAAUUGCAAGAUGCGAUAUUUGAUUUCCUAUACAGUAGCCUAACAUGCAUUAAUCAAACUGAAUCCUCUGAUUUCACGAGAAGAAUUGAUAUUUGUAAAUUUGUAUUAAAUGAAAUACGUCUACAGGAUAAUAAAAGUGGAUACUAUGAGAGAGACGGCUACUUAAGAUUAUUGGGGAAAUCAUAUGUGACUUUAGCUUCUUUUAACAAGCAUGAUGGAGUCAUUAAUUUAGAGUGUACAAAUACUGUAUAUAGUAGCUUCUGUGAUAAUCUAUGGAUCACAAGUUUGAGUGGAGAUUUUAGAAAAUCUGCAUUUGAAAUAAUGGAGGGUCUCUUUCUAGCAUGUUAUAAAUGUGAAGAGUAUCAAUAUGUACAGAUUCAGUGGUGGACAACAGUAUUACAAUUGUUACUGGACAAUAAUCGCGAAAUACGAAAUGAAGCAUUCUCUUUAGUUGAUCAUGUUCCAGUACAUUGUACAGUGAUUAAUGAUCGUUCAUAUAUGAAUUUACUACUUUCCAAAUUCUUAGAAUGCAAUAUACGUAAUAAACAUCCUGAGUAUAUGUGUAUUGCGCUUUUUUAUUGGAGUACUGCAUUAUUGGAUUAUAUGGAUUACGAAAUGGAUGAUACAGAUGUGUUCAACAAAUGUACAAAUUAUGACUUCUUUGAACCUUUAGAGGUAUCAAGGACAUGUGCUGAGUUUUUAAUAAAAAAUAUGAAGUGUUAUAUAGACAUUAUAUUAACAGAUGACGCUAUAAAUUGGGUCAAUUCACUUUUGAAUGUCCAAUUUCAAAAAUCCAUUUCGUUUAGAACGCUCGUGAAGAAUUAUGAAAAUUACAUGCCUACUCUCGAAAAUAAAUUACACGAUAUUUUGAACCCGACUUACAAAAAUAAAUUAUUACAAAUUUUAUCAUACGAACAAUACAAAAAUAUAUUAUAAAAUGU